This is a messenger RNA of Kogia breviceps (pygmy sperm whale), 4832 nucleotides long. It is a transcript of the gene ADGRA2, whose product is annotated as adhesion G protein-coupled receptor A2. Gene Ontology annotation, cellular component: Wnt signalosome; plasma membrane. Gene Ontology annotation, molecular function: protein binding; G protein-coupled receptor activity. The record is from RefSeq and is a predicted model, not a curated record. Gene Ontology annotation, biological process: G protein-coupled receptor signaling pathway; sprouting angiogenesis; cell surface receptor signaling pathway. NCBI's taxonomy places the organism in Eukaryota, Metazoa, Chordata, Mammalia, Artiodactyla, Physeteridae.
CGGGGCGAUGGGCUGAUGGGCGCCGCGGGGCGCAGGAUGCGGCGGGCGCCCGCGCGCGUGCUGCUGCCGCUGCUGCAGUGGCUGCUGCUUUUGGCGCCCGAGAUCCGCGGCGCGCCCGGCUGCCCGGUCCCUAUCCGCAGCUGCAAGUGCUCAGGGGAGCGGCCCAAGGGGCUAAGCGGCGGCGCCCCCAGCCCGGCGCGCAGGAGGGUGGUGUGCGGCGGCGGGGACCUCCCGGAGCCUCCCGAGCCCGGCCUUCUGCCCAACAGCACCGUUGCCCUGCUCCUGAGCAACAACAAGAUCUCCGGGCUCCGGAACGGCUCCUUCCUGGGGCUGCCCCUGCUGGAGAAGCUGGACCUGAGGAACAACGUCAUCAGCACAGUGCAGGCGGGCGCCUUCCUGGGUCUGGGGGAGCUGAAGCGCUUAGAUCUCUCCAACAACCGGAUUGGCUGUCUCACCUCUGAGACCUUCCAAGGCCUCCCCAGGCUUCUCCGGCUAAACAUAUCUGGAAACAUCUUCUCCAGUCUGCCACCGGGGGUCUUUGAUGAGCUGCCAGCCCUUAAGGUUGUGGACUUGGGCACCGAGUUCCUGACGUGUGACUGCCGCCUGCGCUGGCUGCUGUCCUGGGCCCGGAAUCGCUCCGUGCAGCUGUCGGAGCGCACGCUCUGUGCCUACCCCAGAGCCCUGCACGCCCAGGCCCUCGGUGGCCUCCAGGAGGCCCAGCUGCGCUGCGAGGGCGCCCUGGAGCUGCACACACAUCACCUCAUCCCGUCCCUCCGCCAAGUGGUCUUCCAGGGCGACCGGCUGCCCUUCCAGUGCUCAGCCAGCUACCUGGGCAAUGACACCCACGUCCGCUGGUACCACAACCGGGCCCCUGUGGAGGGCGACGAGCAGGCGGGCAUCCUCCUGGGCGACAGCCUCAUCCACGACUGCACCUUCAUCACCAGUGAGCUGACCCUGUCUCACAUCGGCGUGUGGGCCUCAGGCGAAUGGGAGUGCUCCGUGUCCACGGUCCAGGGAAACGCCAGCAAGAAGGUGGAGAUCGUGGUGCUGGAGACCUCGGCCUCCUACUGCCCCGCUGAGCGAGUCGCCAACAACCGCGGGGACUUCAGGUGGCCUCGAACUCUGGCUGGCAUCACCGCCUACCAGUCCUGCCUGCAGUACCCCUUCACCUCGGUGCCCCUGAGCGGGGGUGCCCCUGGCACCCGAGCCUCCCGCCGGUGUGGCCGAGCUGGCCGCUGGGAGCCGGGGGACUACUCCCACUGUCUGUACACCAACGACAUCACCCGGGUGCUCUACACCUUCGUGCUGAUGCCCAUCAAUGCCUCCAACGCGCUGACCCUGGCCCACCAGCUUCGAGUAUACACGGCCGAGGCUGCCAGCUUCUCUGACAUGAUGGACGUUGUCUACGUGGCUCAGAUGAUCCAGAAGUUUCUGGGUUACGUCGACCAGAUCAAAGAGCUGGUGGAGGUGAUGGUGGAUAUGGCCAGCAACCUGAUGCUGGUGGACGAGCACCUGCUGUGGCUGGCCCAGCGCGAGGACAAGGCCUGCAGCGGCAUCGUGGGCGCCCUGGAGCGCAUUGGGGGGGCCGCCCUGAGCGCCCACGCCCAGCACAUCUCUGUGAACUCGAGGAACGUGGCCUUGGAGGCCUACCUCAUCAAGCCGCACAGCUACGUGGGCCUGACCUGCACGGCCUUCCAGAGGAGGGAGGCCGGUGCGCCGGGCACCCGGCCCUUGGGUCCCGGCCAGAACCCCUCCCCGGAGCCGGAGCCCCUGGCCGACCAGCAGCUCCGCUUCCGCUGUACCACCGGGAGGCCCAACGUUUCUCUGUCGUCCUUCCACAUCAAGAACAGCGUGGCCCUGGCCUCCAUCCAGCUGCCGCCCAGUCUGUUCUCGUCCCUCCCGGCUGCCCUGGCCCCCCCGGCCCCCCCAGACUGCACCCUCCAGCUGCUCGUCUUCCGAAACGGCCGUCUCUUCCGCAGCCACGGCAACACCUCCCGCCCUGGAGCCACUGGGCUGGGCAAGAGGCGCGGCGUGGCCACCCCCGUCAUCUCUGCGGGAACCAGUGGCUGCAGCGUGGGAAACCUGACUGAGCCGGUGGCCGUUUCGCUGCGGCACUGGGCUGAGGGGGCCGAGCCCGUGGCCGCUUGGUGGAGCCAGGAGGGGCCGGGGGGGCCCGGGGGCUGGAGCUCCGAGGGCUGCCAGCUCCGCUCCAGCCAGCCCCACGUCAGCGCCCUGCAGUGCCAGCACCUGGGCAGCGUGGCCGUGCUCACGGAGCUAAGCGCCUUCCCCAGGGAGGUGGGGGGCUCAGGGACAGGCCUGCACCCUGUCGUGUACCCCUGCACAGCCCUGCUGCUGCUUUGCCUCUUCUCCACCAUCAUCGCCUACAUCCUCCACCGCAGCUCCAUCCAUGUGUCCCGGAAGGGCUGGCACAUGCUGCUGAACCUGUGUUUCCACAUGGCCAUGACCUCUGCCGUCUUCGCGGGAGGCAUCACACUCACCAACUACCAGAUGGUCUGCCAGGCGGUGGGCAUCACCCUGCACUACUCUUCACUGUCCACACUGCUCUGGAUGGGGGUGAAGGCCCGUGUCCUCCACAAGGAGCUUACCUGGAGGGCACCACCUCCACAAGAAGGGGAUGCUGCGCUGCCUGCCCCCCGACCCAUGCUCCGGUUCUAUUUGAUCGCGGGAGGGAUCCCGCUCAUUAUCUGUGGCAUCACAGCCGCUGUCAACAUCCACAACUACCGGGACCACAGCCCCUACUGCUGGCUAGUGUGGCGCCCCAGCCUAGGAGCCUUCUACAUCCCGGUGGCUUUGAUUCUGCUCAUCACCUGGAUCUAUUUCCUGUGCGCGGGGCUGCGCUUACGGGGUCCUCUGGCACAGAGCCCAAAGGGGGGCACCAGCAGGGUCUCCCUGGAGCCAGGGGAGGAGCUGAGGGGUUCCACCAGGCUCAGGAGCAGCGGCCCCCUCCUGAGUGACUCGGGUUCCCUUCUGGCCGCUGGGAGCGCAGGGGUGGUGACGCCCGGGCCCCCGGAGGAGGGUGACGGUCUCUAUUCUCCAGGAGUCCAGCUGGGGGCGCUGGUGACCACACACUUCCUCUACCUGGCCAUGUGGGCCUGCGGGGCUCUGAGCGUGUCCCAGCGCUGGCUGCCCCGGGUGGUGUGCAGCUGUCUGUACGGGGUGGCGGCCUCCGCCCUGGGCCUCUUCGUCUUCACCCAUCACUGUGCCAGGCGCAGGGACGUCAGGGCCUCCUGGCGCGCGUGCCGUCCCCCCGCCUCGGCGUCCCGAGCCUCCCCGCGGGCCGCGCCCGCCGCCCCCGAGGACGGGUCCCCGGCGUUCGGAGAGGGGCCCGCGUCCCUCAAAUCGUCCCCGAGCGGCAGCAGCGGCCCCGCCCCGCCCCCGGGCCCCUGCAAGCUCACCAACCUGCAGCUGGCGCAGAGCCAGGCGUGCGAGGCGGGGGCGGCGGGCCGCGGGGAGGCGGAGCCCGAGACGCCAGGACCCCGGGGGAGCCUCGGCGCGCGCCACCCGAACAACUCGCACCACGGCCGCCGGGGCCACAAGAGCCGGGCCAAGGGGCAUCGCGCGGGCGAGGCCGGCGGCAGGAACCGGCUCAGGGCGGCGCGCGCGGGUGCGGCCGGGGCGGCCGAGUUGCCGUCGGGCGAGAGCGGCAGCCCGCACAACAGCCCUUCCGACAGCUACCCGGGCAGCAGCCGCAACAGCCCGGGCGCCGGCCCCCGGCUCGAGGGCGAGAGCACGCUGACGCCGUCGGAGGGCAGCGACACGAGCGCCGCGCCGCUCCCCGAGGCCGGCCGGCCGGGGCAGCGCCGCAGCGCCGGCCGCGACCAUCUCAAGGGCGGCGGGGGCGGCGCGCUGGAAAAGGAGAGCCAGCGCCGCUCGUACCCGCUCAACGCGGCCAGCCUGAACGGCGCCCCCAAGGGCGGCAAGUACGACGACGUCACCUUGAGCGGCGCCGAGGCGGCCGGCGGCGGCUGCAUGAAGACGGGGCUCUGGAAGAGCGAGACCACCGUCUAGGCUGGGGGCGGGCGCCGCUUCAGGACGGGCGGGCCGCGCGCGCAGGAGACCCCGCUUCUCGGGGGCCCUCAGAGACGUCGAUCGGUACGUCCCCAGGAUUGAGGUAGAGGUGCCUCGCUGCGCCCGGGCUCGCCAGCUUUAGUCCCGGAGGCUGGGGAAAGGACAGGCACAGGCCCGCCACUGCGAAGAGGGCCAUCCCUCUGGGGUAGCGACAGACAAUCCCCGAACCGCAGGCGGGACACGUUUCCGUCCCAGAGCAGGCUGGUUUCGGCAGCCCCUGCCGUCCAGGCUCGGGGGGAAGGUCCUGUGGGGCUGCGGAGUGAACAAGAGCGGCAGGGACAGCACAGCUCAGGCGGGCUUCUCCUAAGGUACUCCCCGCACCUCCCGCCCCGCUCAUGGUCGGCCAGCAGCCUUACCGGGAACACACGGGCGAUGGGGGCCUGAGUAAGGUGUUCUCUCCUCACUGCCCUUCUCUGAAUCAGUCACCCACCUGUGCCCAGAUCCUAGGGCCUCUCUCCCACCCAGUUCUGACUGACUAGGGAGCCAGCCUAGCAGAUGAGCCAGGUGACCAGGACCAGUGGGAGGAAACAAGGUGCUGCUUUUCGGAUCAACUAUGCAAAAGGAGCAGGUGGGGCAGGGUGAAAGGCAGCUUUAGAGAUCAACCAGCCCUCUGGAAGGGGGGCAGGUGGAAAGGUGCACCAUCAGGGCUGGAGGCCAUUCCCACAGGACUGGGACACACAGCACACGGCAGGGCUCAGAGGUGGCACUUCAGAACAAAGGCCAGGCCCUACACCUAAGAAGGU